AUGUCCGACGCAGUUCAUCGUCAACUUCGUGCUUUAUCCUAUCCUAAGGAGAGUGAAAUGGGGUUGUUCUUUGCAUUGGCGAUACCACUCGACGACCCCAUGUCCACAAAAUCGAUUUCCGUCGCGUUCUUCUUUGAGGCUAAUUAUGAGUUACCUAAUGCUAUUAGUCGAGACGAGCAUGGGGAGACAUGGAGGAGGAGACGAUCGAUCGAUAGAAAAACCAUCUACACCAUUUUGGAGUCCAAAUUUGAAAACUUGGGAUUUCCGGGGAGGCAGUGCUUGCUGCGGUCCAUUUGCGAAACUUCUCGAGAACGAGAUCGACUGCACGGACAUAAUGGCCUCAUCGGCGAUCUCAUGCGAAUCACGUUCACGCCAUCUUCGAGCGCGGAGGAGGGUCUGCCGCUGGAGUACGCCGAUGCCGAGGGAGCGGACAUGGACACCGACUGCAGCUUGAUCUACCAUUCCUGCCCGUUCUCCAUUUAUCAGUACAUAACCGACGUUUUAAAGUGAAUGAUGACUCUCCCUGGAGUUCUCAGCCUCCCACGGCAUCGCCUCUCUCCAACUCCUGGCCCUCGGACGACGGCUGGGAUUUUCUCCACGAAGCGACGUAGCGACACUUUACGGC
Ceratosolen solmsi marchali is the source of this 625-nucleotide messenger RNA. RefSeq lists its product as uncharacterized. Bases 1 to 510 code for a protein of 169 amino acids. The record is from RefSeq and is a predicted model, not a curated record. NCBI's taxonomy places the organism in Eukaryota, Metazoa, Arthropoda, Insecta, Hymenoptera, Agaonidae. The transcript is spliced from 4 exons.